This is a messenger RNA of Bombyx mandarina (wild silkworm), 2229 nucleotides long. It is a transcript of the gene Lkb1, whose product is annotated as Lkb1/serine/threonine kinase 11. Gene Ontology annotation, cellular component: cytoplasm. The record is from RefSeq and is a predicted model, not a curated record. Gene Ontology annotation, molecular function: protein serine/threonine kinase activity; ATP binding; protein kinase activator activity. NCBI's taxonomy places the organism in Eukaryota, Metazoa, Arthropoda, Insecta, Lepidoptera, Bombycidae. Gene Ontology annotation, biological process: glucose homeostasis; regulation of cell growth; establishment of cell polarity.
UUGAACAGUUUUGACUAUGAGUAAUCUGACUGAGAAAAUUUAUUUACCAGUGUAAAUGUGAAGCAAUUUAUUUUCAAAGUAAAUUGAAAUUAGUAAAAUUUUAUUGCGUGUGUUAUGUACAUAGUUCAUAAAUGCAAUUUUUGUUUGUUAUGUGUUUAUGAUCUCAUGACAGAAGGCCUUGCAAUACGCAUAGAUUUACAGAAAAAAAUAAUACAAAUGUGUUGUUUUGAUAGAUAAUGGAUCCAAGAAUGUGUAGGAAAAUCAGUAGUAGUGAAAGUCUUCCAGACGGUGAUAACGUGGAGUAUGAGAUAUCAAACGUCAUUGCAGCGCAAGAGAGCGACGAUAACUUUAUGCUGGAUGGAAGUCCGGAACUCCAUUCUGUGACAUGGCUGGACGAUGAGCAGAUAGAAGAUUUAGAUCUUAAUUUAGAGCAAACCAACUUGUGCUUUCAUAGAGUCGAUAGUGCUGAUAUUAUAUACAGAAGCAGAAAGAAAAAAUGUAAAAUGGUUGGAAAGUAUGUCAUGGGUGAUGUUUUAGGAGAAGGUUCAUACGGAAAAGUCAAAGAAAUGUUAGACUCGCAAUCUUUAUGUAGGCGAGCCGUAAAAAUUCUUAAAAAGAGGAAAUUAAGAAGAAUACCAAAUGGUGAACAAAAUGUACAGAGAGAGAUACAAUUACUAAGAAUCCUUAGACAUAAAAAUGUGAUAGAACUAGUCGAUGUUAUCUAUAAUGAUGAGAAACAAAAGAUGUAUCUUGUUAUGGAAUUCUGUGUUGGAGUAUUACAGGACAUGCUGGAGUCAAGUCCCGGUAAAAAGUUUCCUCAAAGACAAGCUCAUGAUUACUUUCUACAGCUGCUGGACGGAUUAGAUUACUUGCAUGGGCAGGGUGUUGUACAUAAAGAUAUUAAACCAGGAAAUUUACUUCUGACACUGGAUCAAACUCUCAAAAUCACAGAUUUUGGUGUUGCUGAGGCAUUAGACAUGUUUUCACAGGAGGAUAUAUGUUACACAGGACAGGGCUCACCUGCAUUCCAGCCUCCAGAGAUAGCCAAUGGUGCUGAACAAUUUUCAGGAACUAAAGUUGAUAUAUGGAGCAGUGGAGUUACAUUGUACAACAUGACAACAGGGAGGUAUCCGUUCGAGGGUGACAACGUGUACCGAUUGCUGGAGGCGAUAAGCCGGGGUCCCCCCGCGCCCCCGCCCGCGAGCGUGGGCCCCGCUCUCAGCGCUCUGCUCGUGCACAUGCUCAACCGAGACCCUACACUAAGGCCCACCGUCCACGAGAUCAGGAGACACGCAUGGGUGCAGGCAACACCGCCCUUCGAACCAGGCGAGAAACUAGUGAAUCCGAGAUCUCGACGUUCCGACGAGCUUCACACUUCGACUGUAAUACCGUAUCUCGUCGAGAGGCAUUACGCUUCGGCGCAGGAAUACUUCACCGAAAGGGACCUGCGGCAAGGGCUGGGUGACGGCGGCUCCCGGACGAUGUCGACUGCGGAACUGUCUGACGGAGGAUCGGGGCAGCACAAGAGGCGAUGGCACUCGUCGUGCGGCCGGCUGCCCUCGUGCCGGCUCACGUGAUGGACGCGUGACGCAGCAGAUAAACUGCCUCCAUAAAAGCACCGGAUCAGAUCUUGAGCGUCCGACGAAAUAAUAUCGGGGAUCGGUUACAAAAAAAGAAUAAUAAUAAUAAUAACAGCACCGGCUCGGAUCUUGAGCGUCCGGCGAAAUAAUAUCGGGAUCGGUUACAAAAAAAGAAUAAUAAUAAUAAUAACAGCACCGGCUCGGAUCUUGAGCGUCCGGCGAAAUAAUAUCGGGAUCGGUUACAAAAAAAGAAUAAUAAUAAUAAUAACAGCACCGGCUCGGAUCUUGAGCGUCCGGCGAAAUAAUAUCGGGAUCGGUUACAAAAAAAUAAUAAUAAUAAAAGCACGGACUCGGAUCUUGAGCGUUCGGCGAAAUAGUAUCGGGAAUCGGUUAAAAUAAUAAUAAUAAUAACAACAGCACCGGCUCGGAUCUUGAGCGUUCGACGAAAUAACAUCGGGGAUCGGUUACAAAAAAAAUUAAUAAUAAUAAAAGCACAGGCUCGAAUCUUGAACAGCUCUUUAAAUAAAUAAAAAAUUAGUAACGGUGUAAUAUUUCUAUACAAGGUCUCAUAUAUAUUAUUUUACUGGUGGUAGUCUUGAGUUCGUACGGGUAGGUACUGCCACCCUGCCUAUUUCUGCCGUGAAGCAGU